Molecule: messenger RNA, 159 nt
Organism: Effrenium voratum
Lineage: Eukaryota; Dinophyceae; Suessiales; Symbiodiniaceae
Source: the annotation of a GenBank genome assembly
AUGUGGCGUAUCUCGGGGCUCAUGGCGGAGAUGACCACCAUGGAGAGCUCCCUCACGAACCUCCGCGAGCAGUUGGAGGCGGAGCCAGAUGACCUGGAGGAUCCGCUGGCAGGCGCGCUUGCGGCAAGCGCGAAAGCGGGGCUGGGAGUGUCCCUGUGA